AUGGUGCCUGGCCAAGUGUUCAUGGAGUUGUUCCAAAAUGAGAUAAUUUUAAAUACCAUAAAUGGAUGUAGCUUUGGAACUACUGCGGUUCCCCUCGUUCUUUCAUCAGCUCCAGCUAGCGUGACGGUGACGCCGAGUUCUAACACAUCCAUGGACGUCAGCGUCAAGGCACCUGCAGAUCCUGCAGGAAUUGGGCGUUACGAGGUGACGGUUGUCGGAGUGGAGCUAAUCAAAUCAUGCACAAUUCCACAAGGGAAUGAGCUCGAGUGUCGCGUGGAAGGUCUGCAAUCGGCGACUGGGUAUACGGUGACAGUGAGUGCUUGCGUCAAUGGCGUGGAUCCGGCUGUGUGCAGUGAGAACGUGACGGCGUCAGGAUGGACAAAACCGACACCACCAGCUAGCGUGACGGUGACGCCGGAAUCUACCACAUCAGUGGUUGUCGGCAUCAGGGCACCGACAGAUGCCACAGGGAUCGGUCGUUACGAGGUGACAGUUGUCGGAGUGGAGCCAAUCAAAUCAUGCAUAGUUCCACAAGGGGACAAGCUCGAGUGUCGAGUGGACGAUCUGCAAUCUGCCACUGAGUACGGUGUGACAGUGAGCUCCUGCAUUAACGACGCACAUCCGGCUGUGUGCAGUGAAUUUGUGACAAGUUCUGGAUGGACGAAGCCUCAUCCACCAGCUGACGUGGCGGUGGUGCCGAGUUCCAACACAUCGAUUGCCGUUCGUUUCAAGUCACCGACAGACGCCACAGGAAUCGGCCGCUACGAGGUGACAGUUUCCGGAGCGGAGCCAAUCAAAUCGUGCACAAUACCACGCGGAGAAGAACUUGAGUGUCGAGUGGAUGGCCUGCAGUCUGCUUCCAAGUUCGAAGGGACAGUGAAGUCCUGCAUCAAC
Messenger RNA from Mesocestoides corti, 894 nucleotides. Lineage: Eukaryota; Metazoa; Platyhelminthes; Cestoda; Cyclophyllidea; Mesocestoididae. The record is from the annotation of a GenBank genome assembly.